Passer domesticus (house sparrow) is the source of this 11685-nucleotide messenger RNA. RefSeq names its product SCO-spondin-like. Gene Ontology annotation, molecular function: protein binding. NCBI's taxonomy places the organism in Eukaryota, Metazoa, Chordata, Aves, Passeriformes, Passeridae. Gene Ontology annotation, cellular component: extracellular matrix; extracellular region. The record is from RefSeq and is a predicted model, not a curated record.
AUGGCCGCGGCGGGGCCGGGGGUCGCCGGGGGGGUGGCGGCCAUCGCCGUGCUCUGGGUGACAGCCGUGGGGGCAGCCACGGGGCGCUGGUGCGAGCGGACGGUGCCGGUGCCGGAGCAGGAGGAGGUGACGCCGCGGCGCGAGGCCGCGGUGCCGUGUCCCAGUUUGUACCAGUACAGCCUGGCCGGGUGGCGCCUGGACCGGGACCGCACGCGCCGGGAGCGCGGGAAUUCCCCCGGGGACACCGGCCCCGCCCUCUGCUACAUCUACCGCCCCCCGGAGAUGCAGCCGGUGGUCCGGAACCGCACGGAGCGUGCCUGCUGUCCCGGCUGGAGCGGCGCCCGCUGCACCGAGGGCCCCGGCUCCCUGGGCCGCUGCUUCAGCGGGUGGCAGUGCCAGGACAGCGCCGGCGGCCGCAACGGCAGCGCCAUGAGCCGCGCCGAGUGCUGCCAGCACCCCUGGGGACACAGCUGGCGCCGCGGGGACACCGAGGGGCCCUGCCUGCCCUGCACCCGCCUGCCCCUGGGCGGGGACGGGGGCUCCCCGCGCCACCGCAGCCCCCCGGCCGCGUGCCAGGCCUGGGCCGGGUCGCGCUUCCGCACCUUCGACGGGCGGCACUUCGGCCUGGCGGGGCACUGCCGGUACAGCCUGGCCGCGGCCACCGACGGCUCCUGGGACGUCACCAUCGGCCUGGGGCACCCCCGGGUGCUGCACAUGACCUUCGGGACGGACACGGUGGUGGCCCAGGGACGGAACGUGUCGGUGAACGGGGCAGCAGUGCCGGAGGGACACCCCUACCUGCACAAAGGGCUCGGUGUCACCUGGCCGGGUGACUGGGUGGCCGUGGCCAGCAGCCUGGGCGUGCGGGUGGCCUGGGACGGGGAGCUGGCAGUGACAGUGACAGCGGAGCCCGAGCUGCGCGGUGCCACCUGGGGGCUCUGUGGCACCUACACCGACGACCCCGCAGAUGACUUCCUGCUCCCCGACGGGGACAUCGCCACCAUCGCCGCCGCCUUUGGCAACGCCUGGAAGGUGCCGGCGGCCGGCACGGAGCCCCCGUGCAGGGACGUGCCCGAGGGUGGCAGCAGGUGCGGCCCCGGCGAGGUGGCGGCGGCGGUGGCCACGUGCGGGCGGCUGCUGGCCCAGCCCUUCCGGCAGUGCCACGGCGAGGUCAGCGGCACCGGGGGGCCGGGGGGCUCGGGGUGUCCCGGGGUGGACCCCAGCGGGUUCUAUGCAGCGUGUGUGGCACUGCUGUGCGGGGACGGGGACCCCCUGUCACCCCCUGAUCCCCUGUCACCCCCCGAUCCCCUGUCACCCCCUGAUCCCCUGCCACCCCCCGGCCCCCUGUCACCCCCCGGUCCCCUGUCACCCCCUGAUCCCCUGUCACCCCCUGAUCCCCUGUCACCCCCCGAUCCCCUGCCACCCCCUGAUCCCCUGUCACCCCCCGGUCCCCUGUCACCCCCCGGCCCCCUGUCACCCCCUAAUCCCCUGCUACCCCCUGAUCCCCUGCCAUCCCCUGAUCCCCUGCCAUCCCCUGAUCCCCUGUCACCCCCCGGUCCCCUGUCACCCCCCGGUCCCCCGCCCCCCGCCGCCUGCGCCACCUUCGCCGCCUACGCCCGGGAGUGCUCCCGCCGCCAGGUCGAUGUCCCCUGGCGCCAUCCCGGUUUCUGCGAGCGCCGCUGCCACGCGGGGCAGCGCUUCUCCGACUGCGUGUCGCUGUGCCCGGCCACCUGUGUCACCGCGGGCAGCGCCGAGCAGGGGACCUGCCACCGCCACUGCCACAGCGGCUGCGAGUGCGGCCCGGGGCUGGCCCGCGACGGGGCGCGCUGCGUCCCCCCGGCCGCCUGCCCCUGCCACCACCGGCGACAGCGCUACGAGCCCGGCCAGAGCAUCCGCCAGCGCUGCAACCGCUGCACGUGCGAGGGCGGCCGCUGGCGCUGUGACCAGCAGCGCUGCCCGGCCGAGUGCGCGGUGCUGGGGGGACGUCACUUUGUCACCUUCGACCGCCGCCGCUUCUCCCUGCCGGCCGCCUGCGCCCACACCCUGGUGGAGGACUUCGUGGCGGGGCGGCUGCUGAUCACAGCCGAGCACGAGCCGUGUGACAGCCCCCGGCCGCUGGGCUGUCCCCGCAGCCUCACCGUCACCACCAGCCGCACCACGGCCCGGCUGCACGGCACAGGGGAGGUGACAGUGGCCGGCCGGGAGGUGACGCUGCCCUUCUCCGGGGCCGAGCUGAGCAUCCGCCGCGCGUCCUCGGCCUUCCUGCACCUGCAGCUGCCCGACGCCCACCUGCUCUGGGGCCUGGGGACCCCCGACACCUUCGUCACCCUCCAGCCCGCCAUGGCCGGCACGGUGCGGGGACUCUGCGGGACCUUCAACGGGGACCAGCGCGACGACUUCACGACGCCGGAGGGGGACGUGGAGCCGGGAGCCGCCGCCUUCGCCAACGCCUUCCGGGCGGCCGGAGCGUGCCCGGCGCUGGGCCCCGGCGUUCCCGACCCCUGCGAGGGCUUUCCCGGGAGCCGGGAGCGCGCCGAGGCCGCCUGCGCCGUGCUGAUGGGCCCGGCCUUCCAGCCGUGUCACCGAGUGGUGGAUCCCGAGCCCUUCCUGGAGCUGUGCCGCUGGGACGUGUGCUCCUGCCGGGAGAGGCAGCGGGAGCGCUGCCCGUGCCCCGCGCUGGGCGCCUACGGCCGGGAGUGCGCCCGGGAGGGGACGGAGCUGGAGUGGAGGAACCGGAGCCUCUGCGAGGAGCCGUGUCCAGGGGGGCAGCAGUACCAGGACUGCGGGGGUCCCUGCGGCCGCUCCUGCCCGGAGCCCCCCGGAGCCAGUGGCUGUCCCCCCCCGGCCACCCUGUGCGUCCCCGGCUGCCGCUGCCCCCCGGGGCUGCUGCUGGCCCCGGGGGGGCAGUGUGUGCCCCCCGCCGCCUGCCCGUGCCCCCGCGGCGCCCGCCUGUACCCGCCCGGCGCCCGCAUCCGCCGCGGCUGCCAGGCCUGUGUGUGCGCAGGGGGGUCGUGGCGCUGCGCCCCCGCGCCGUGUCCCCCCGGGCCGCGCUGUCCCCCGGGGCUGCUGCACGCCCCCGGCUCCUGCCUGCGCCGCUGCGACCCCGCCGAGCCCGCCGGCACCUGCGGCGGCCCCGCCGACGGCUGCGUGUGCCCCCCCGGGACCCUCUUCCUGGGCGGGCGCUGCGUGCCGCCGGACGAGUGUCCCUGUCACCACGGCGGGCAGCUGUACCCGCCCAACGCCACCAUCGCCCGCGACUGCAACACCUGCGUGUGCCGGGGCCAGCGGUGGCACUGCGGGCGCGAGGAGUGCGCGGGGACCUGCGUGGCCACGGGGGACCCGCACUAUGUCACCUUCGACGGCCGCGCCUUCACCUUCGCGGGGGACUGCGAGUACCUGCUGGCGCGCGAGGCCACCGGGCUCUUCGCUGUCACCGCCGAGAAUGUCCCCUGCGGCGCCAGCGGCGUCACCUGCACCAAGUCCGUGGUGGUGGCCAUGGGGAACACCGUGGUGCACAUGCUGCGGGGGCGAGAGGUGACAGUGAACGGGGUGGCCGUGCGACCCCCCAAGGUGUUCGGGGGCUCGGGGCUGGCGCUGCAGCGCGCGGGGCUCUUCCUGCUGCUCCUCACCCGCCUGGGGCUGGCCGUGCUCUGGGACGGAGGGACCCGCGUGUACGUGCGCGUGUCCCCGCGGCUGCGCGGCCGCCUGGCCGGGCUCUGCGGCAACUUCGACGGCGACGCCGAGAACGAUUUCGGGAGCCGGGACGGGGCCCUCGAGGCGACCCCCGAGAUCUUCGGGGACUCCUGGCGCCUCAGCCCGCUCUGCCCCGAGGCCGACGGCCACCGCCCGCACCCCUGCGAGGACAGCCCCCAGCGCUCGGCCUGGGCGCGGGCUCGCUGCGGGGUCCUGCGGCACGGGCUCUUCGCCCCCUGCCACGAGCUGGUGCCCCCCCAGCGCUUCUACGAGUGGUGCGUGUUCGACGCCUGCGGGUGUGACAGCGGCGGGGACUGCGAGUGCCUGUGCACGGCCCUGGCCGCCUACGCCGAGGAGUGCGGCCGGCGGGGGAGACCCCUGCGCUGGCGGAGCCAGGGGCUGUGCCCCCUGCAGUGCGAGGGGGGGCAGGAGUACAGCCCCUGCGGGCCCCCCUGCCCCCCCACCUGCCGCGACCUCGGCCGGGACCCCCCCGAGCUGUGCGGGGCCCUGGGGUGCCUCGAGGGCUGCUUCUGCCCCCCCGGGCGGCUCCUGCACGACGGGCUGUGCGUGGAGCCCCCCCGCUGCCCCUGCUUUUGGGACGGCUUCGCCUUCCCCGCCGGGAGCUCCGUGACCCAGGGCUGCACACGUGCCUGGGGGGGGCGCUGGCAGUGCCCCCCGAGCCCCGGCCCGUGCCCCGCCGCCCCCGGCUGCGCCCCGUGGGAGUUCCGCUGCCGGGGCGGGGGUCUCUGCGUGCCGGGGGCCUGGCUCUGCGACAACGAGGACGACUGCGGCGACGGCUCGGACGAGCUGUGCGACCCCCCCUGCGCCCCCCAGCAGCCGCGCUGCCCCGGCGGGCGCUGCCUGCCCUGGGGGGCGCGCUGCGACGGCGUCACCCACUGCCCCGACGGCUGGGACGAGGCGGGGUGUCCGGCCCGGGCCUGCGCGCCCCCCGAGUUCGCCUGUGCCGGGGGUCGCUGCCUGCCCCCCGCGCGGCUCUGCGACGGCCGGCUCGACUGUCCCCCCGGGGACGACUCGGACGAGGCGGGCUGCGCCCCCCGCUGCGGCCCGGGGCAGUUCCGGUGCGGGGGGGGCCGCUGUGUCCCCUACCCGCACCGCUGCGACGGCCGCGACGACUGCGGGGACGGCAGCGACGAGAGCGGCUGCGCCUGCCCCGAGGGACACCUGCCGUGCCCCGGGGGGGGCUGCCAGCCCCCCGCCGCCAUCUGCGACGGCCGCCGCCACUGCCCCGACGGCGCCGACGAGGCCAAUUGUCCGGCGCGGGCCACCUGCGCCCCCGGCACCGUGCCGUGCCCCGACGGCUCCUGCGUGCCCGAGGUGGCCGUGUGCGACGGCGCUCGCGACUGUCGCGACGGCUGGGACGAGAGUCCGGCGGGGUGCGCGGUGGCGCUGCCCCCCGCGCCGCUGUCACCUGCCACCGCUGCCACCGCCGCUGCCACCGCUGCCACCGCCACUGCCACCGCUGCCACCGCCACUGCCACCGCCGCUGCCACUGCUGUCACCGGCAUUGUCGCCGACGCUGUCACCGCUGUCACCGCCGACACUGCCAUGGCGGUCACCAGCGCCAUCGGCCCUGUCGGCAGCGCUGUCACUGUCAGUGACACCGCCGCUGUCCCCGCUACUGUCACCGCCGCCGCCCCGGCAGCGCCGUGUCCGCCCCGCUCCCUGCGCUGCGACAGCGGCGGCUGCGUCCCGCGGGGGUGGCGCUGCGACGGCGACAGCGACUGUCCCGACGGCAGCGACGAGGGAGGCUGCGACCCCCCGUGCGCCCCCGGCCACCUGCCCUGCGGCCCCGCCUGCGUCCCCCCGGGCCGCCUGUGCGACGGCGUCCCCGACUGUCGCGACAGCGCCGACGAGAGCCCCCGGCUGUGCGAGUUCGACUGCGGGGACGGGGAGUGUGUCACCUUCCACCAGGUGUGUGACGGGCGGCGGGACUGCGGCUCGGCCGGGGACGAGCGCGGCUGCGGCCUCUGGGGGCCCUGGGGGCCCUGGGGGUCGUGCAGCCGCCCCUGCGGGCCCGGGGGGCAGCGCCGCGCCCGGGGGUGUCACCAGCGGCACCCGGGGCUGCUGCGGGGCUGCCGCGGGCCGCGCCAGCAGGAGAGGCCGUGCUUCCACCGGGCCUGCCCGGGUCAGCGGGGUCCCGCGGACUGGGGGGGCCGGGGGUGGACGGCGCGUGGGGGCCCGUGGGGAGCCUGGUCCGAGUGCCCGGGGGGCUGCGGGGGGGUCCGGCUGCGCAGCAGGGGCUGCCAGCCCCCCCAGAACGGCGGCCGCGCCUGCGAGGAGCUGCGCGGGGGGGGGCCCCGGAGCCCUGGAGAUGGGUGGGUGCCGGGGGGGGGCCCGGGGGGGUGUGGGGCCCCCUGUGCCCCGGGGGGCUGCCCCAACGCCUCGGAGUGCGCCGAGGGGCUGCGCCCCCUCCCCUGCGCCCCCUGCCCCGCCUCCUGCGCCGACCUGGCCGCCGCCGUCACCUGCCCGCGACCCCCGCCCUGCCGCCCAGGGUGCUGGUGCCCGGCGGGGCGGGUGCUGGAGGCGGGCCCCGCGCGGUGCGUGCGGCCGCGGCAGUGCCCGUGCGGGGCCGGGGGCCGCCGCUACCCGCCGGGAGCGCCGGUGCCGCUCGGCUGCCGCCUCUGCACCUGCCUGGAGGGGGCAGCUGCGCCACUGCCGCCCCCACCCCGGCUGCUCAGGUGGGUCCCGCCGCGGUCUCCGGCUCCCCUGUCCCCGCGGUUGGACUGCGGGUGGUCCUCGUGGUCGCCGUGGGGGCCGUGCGGGGGCGGCUGCGGGGCCCCGGGCGUGCAGUGGUCCUUCCGCAGCCCCUCGAACCCGGCGCGCCGCGGGGCCGGCCGCCACUGCCGCGGCAUCUACCGCAGGGCGCGGAGGUGCCGCACGGCGCCGUGCCCGCGCUGCCGGCAGCGGGGCCGCUGGCGCGCCCCCGGCGAGCGCUGGCGGGGGGGGCCGUGCCAGCUGUGCCAGUGCCUGCCCGGCGGGGCCGUGCGCUGCGUCCCCUUCUGUCCCCUCCGCGAGGCCGGCUGUCCCCAGGGCCAGGCGCUGCGGGAGGGGCGCGGCGGCUCCUGCUGCUCCUGCGGCCCCGCGGGUGACAACGCCACGGCCACCCCGCCCGGGAUGACGACGGCGCUGUCCCCCCCCGGCAGCCCCGGGUAUGAGGGGCGCGGGGCAGCGCCGGGGUCUGGGGGUCCCCAAAGCCCGCGGGGGGGGGCACUGGGGGCGCCCCCACUGCCCCCCUCCCUCACCGCGCCCCCUCCAGCCCCACGGCCGGGCCCGAGGGACCCCGAGGCGCCCGGACCCCCCCGGAGCCCCCCGGAACCGCGACCCCCCCCCGAGGACACCCCGAGCCCCCCCGGGGUCUCCGCGACCCCCCACGAGCCGGAGCUGUCCCCCCUGGCUCCCACGGGGGUCUCCGCGACCCCCCCAGGCUGCGCCCCCCCGCCCUGGGGGGGGUGGGGGUCCUGCAGCCGCUCCUGCGGGGUGGGGGUCGCCCUGCGCCGCCGGAGGGAGACCCCGCCCGAGGGGGGCUGCGCCCACCCCCCCCGAACCGACACCCGCGUCUGCUUCCUGCGAGCCUGCCCAGUGGCGGGCGGGUGGGCGCCCUGGGGGUCCUGGAGCGCCUGCGAGGCCCCGUGCGGGGGGGGGCAGCAGAGCCGCCGCCGCAGCUGCAGCGAUCCCCCCCCAAAAAACGAGGGGCGGCCGUGCGAGGGAGGGGCCCUGCAGAGCCGGCCCUGCAACCUGCGGCCUUGCGGGGACCCCCCAGGCUGCCGGUGCCCGCCCGGGCUGGUGCUGCAGGGGAGCGCCUGCAUCGAGCCCAGCGCCUGCGGGGUCCCCGCGGGGGUGAUGGGGGUCCCCGGCAGUCGGGGGCCCCCCCGAACCCUGCGGGUGGUCGCGCUGGACCCCCUGGACCCGCUGUCUCCCACCAACCCCGCGGCCGCGGCGGGCGGUGCCCCCUGCACCGGGCCCCCCCGGGAGGUCCGGGGCUGUCCCGAGCUCUGCGGACCCGAGCCCGGCGGCGCGGCGCCACCUGGGGCCACCGAGGCGCCCUGGCCCCGGGGGUCCCCACGGCCACCGGGGGGCACAGAGAGCGCGGAGUCCCCGGGGUCACCGUGGGCGCUGGAGCCCGCGUGGGGCACGGAGCUGCCCUGGGAGCCGGGGUCCCUGGAGCCGGCGUGGGGCACGGAGACCCCCGAGCCCCCCGAGCCCUCGGAGUCCCCGGAGACCCCCGAGCCCCCGGGGUCCCCAGAGUCCCCGGAAUCCCCGGAGCCCCCAGAGACCCCCGAGCCCCCGGAGCUCCCGGAGCUCCCGGAGCCCCCGGAGUUCCCCGAGCCCCUGGAGUCCCCGGAGCCCCCGGAGCCCCCCGAGCCCCCGGAGUCCCCGGAGCCCCCGGAGCCCCCUGGAGCCCCCCGAGCCCUCGGAGUCCCCGGAGUCGCCGGUGGCCGCCCGUGGCCGGUGGUCGCCGUGGGGGCCCUGGGGCGGCUGCAGCGCUCCGUGCGGGGGGGGCGAGCGCUGGCGCCGCCGGGGCUGCGGGACCCCCCCCGUGCCCGGGGCCGGCGCUGCAGAGCCAGAGCUGCCACAGCCACGUGUGCCGCGUCGCUGAGCGUUUUUUCGGGGGGUGCAGAGGCCGGGUGCCCCCCGGGCCGGACCUUCCGGGAGUGCGGGGGGGGCUCGGGGUGUCCCCGGAGCUGCGCCCACCUUGGGGGGGCCGUGGGGUGCGCGGGGGGGUGCCAGGAGGGCUGUCACUGCCCCCCCGGCACCUUCCUGCACCGCCGCACCUGCCUGCAGCUCGUGCUUGUGGGGCCGCCUGCGCUGCGGCCCCCCCGGGGACCCCCCCUGCAACGGGACCCCCGCGGCCACCCCGAGCUGCCCGAGCCCCCCCUGCGCCGGGCCCUGACAGACCCUCCCCGCAGGGGCCGAGGCGGAGGCCGGGGGGUCCCCGGCGGUCCCGGUGGUCCGUGGGGGCCGUGGGGGCCGUGGGGGCCGUGGGGGCCCUGCAGCCGCACCUGCACCGGGCCCGAGCGCCCCGCGAGCCGGAGCCGCCGCCGGGGCUGCGCGGGGGGAAACUGCGGGGCGGGGGGCAGCAGCGAGCGGCGGCCCUGCAACCUGCCCCACUGCCAGGCCUGCCCCACUGCCAGGCCCCCCCCCUGCGUGACGCCCCCCUGCCCGUGCCGGUGGAGCCCCUGGGGGCGCUGGGGGUCGUGCUCGCGGCCCUGCGGGGGGGGGCAGCAGCGGCGGCUCCGCGCCUUCGCCCCCCCCGGGCCCGGGGAGCCCUGGUGCCCCCAGAUCCUGGGGGGGCACGAGCAGCGCCGGCCGUGCGGGGUGACGGCGUGUCGGGUGAACGGCGCGUGGUCCCCGUGGGGUCCCUGGUCGCGCUGUGACGUCACGUGCGGGGGGGGCCGCUCCGUGCGGAGCCGCUCCUGCUCCCGACCCCCCCCCAAAAACGGGGGCAGCCCCUGCCCGGGGGGGGGGCACGAGCUGCGCGUCUGCAACCCCCGGCCCUGCGGCCCGCGGUGCCCCCCCGGGCAGGCCGUGUCCCCCUGCGCCACGCGGUGCCCGCGGAGCUGCCGGGACCUGCAGGAGGGGGCGUCCUGCGCGGGGGGGGCCCCCUGCCAGCCCGGCUGCCGCUGCCCCCCCGGGACCCUGGAGCAGGACGGGGGCUGCGUGCCCCCCGCCCGCUGCGCCUGCCUGGACGCGGGGGGGCACCUCUGGGUGCCGGGGGGGGGCGGCCACCCCCGGGGCUGCCGCAACUGCACCUGCGCGGGGGGGCGGCUGCGCUGCGUGCCCGGGGGGUGUCCGCCCCCCACGUGCGCCUGGAGCCGCUGGAGCCAGUGGGGACCCUGCAGCGUCACCUGCGGGGGGGGGCGGCAGGAGCGGUACAGGACUCCCGUGCCCCCCGAGGGCGGGGGGGGCACCCUGCGGGCCCCCCCAGGAGCAGGCUCGGGGCUGCGAGGAGGCGCCGUGCCCCCCCCCUGUGCCCCUGGGCGGGGGGCGAGCGGGCCCUGGGCGAGCGCUGGAGCCCCGGCCCGUGCCGGCAGUGAGCCGUGCGUCUGGAGCCCCUGGGGGCCGUGGGGGCCCUGCGGAGACCCCUGCGCGGGGGGGGUCCGCCUGCGCCACCGGCACCCCUGAGCCCCGAGCCCCCCGGGCGGGCGUGCGCGGGGGGUCCGCACGCAGAGCGAGAGCUGCAGCUCCAGCGCCUGCCCGGUAACCCCCGCGCUGCCCCCCCCGAGCCCCCCGAACCGCCGCGACCCCCCCGGGGUGCUCAGGGCUCGCCCGUGCGCCGGGCGCUGCCCCCGGAGCUGCGCGGACACCUGGGCGCCGGUGCAGUGUCUGCAGGGGCCCUGCGAGCCAGGCUGCCGCUGCCCCCCCGGGCAGCUGCUGCAGGACGGGGCGUGCGUGCCCCUGAGCCGCUGCCGCUGCGCCACCCCCGGCGGGGACAGCGGGGACAGCGGGGACAGCGGGGACAGCGGGGUGGCCCCGGGGACACGGACCCGCGUCGGGUGCCACGAGUGCUGCCGUGUCCCUCCCCGGGGCCCGCGACACCCGCCGUCCCCACGGGCCCCUGGUCCUCCUUGCCCUCCCUGUCCCCCGUGUCCCCCCUGUCCCCUGCGUCCUCCGUGUCCCCCCCGUCCCCCUCGCCCCCUGUCCCCGCCCCGUUCCCCGUCUCUCCCGAGCCCGCCGUGUCCCCCGCCGUGUCCCCCGCCGUGUCCCCCGCCGUGUCCCCCUGGUCCCCCCUGGUCGCGCUGCUCCCGCAGCUGCGGCGGCGGCACCCGGCGGCGGCAGCGGCAGUGCCGGGAGGGCCCCGGGCCGGGGCCGCGCUGCGGGGAGAGCCCCGAGGAGGAGACGGCGGCGUGUAACGCCCAGGCGUGCCCCGCGCCGUUCCCGGUGGCCCCAAGCUGCCCCCCGGGCGAGGUGUGGCUGGACCCCGGCCCCGCCUGCGAGCGCAGCUGCCGGGACCUGGCGGAGCCCCCCCGGGACCUGCGGGGGGACCCCCGCGACCCCCGCGACCCUCGGAACCUCCGGGACCCCCGGGACCCUCGGAACCUCCGGGACCCCCGGGACUCCGGGCAGCUCCAGCUCCCCCGGGAUCCCCGCGGCCCCCACGACCCCCGGGACCCCCGGGCCGCCCCCGCGCUGCGCCUGCGCCCCGGGCCGGUACCGGAACGGCUCCGGGCACUGCGUGAGCGCGGCGGGCUGCGGCUGCCGGCACGGCGGGGCGCUGCGAGCGGCCGGCAGCGAGUGGCAGGAGCCGUGCGGGACCUGUCGCUGCUCCGAGGGACGCGUCACCUGCGCCACCUCCUGCCCCCGCACUCACCUGCCCCGAGGGCGCGGAGCCGGUGCGGGAGCCCGGGAGCUGCUGCCCCGUGUGCCGGGACGAGUGGCCAGAGGAGCCCCCCGGGCCGUGCCGGCUCCUCACGGCGCUGCGGACCAUCGCCAAGGGCGCGUGUGUGCUGCGGGGGCGUCCGUGUGUCCUACUGCGCCGGGGCGUGCCGCUCCCGCACCGCCGUCAGCGCGCAGGAGCCGUUCGUGCGGUCGCUGUGCGAGUGCUGCAGUUACCGGCUGGACCCGGCCCGGCCCGUGCGGGCCCUGCUCCUGCCGUGCCCGCGGGGCCGCCCCCGGCCCGCGCUGCUGCCCCGCAUCGCCCGCUGCCGCUGCGAGCCCUGCCGGGGUGCGGGGCUGCGGGAUCCCGCCGGGGCUCCGGGGGGCUGCGGGAUCCUGCCGGGGGUCCUGAGGGGUUUGCCCCGCCGCCACACGAGGGCGCCCCACAGAGAGGCGGGCGGGCGGGUCCGGCCCGUCCGGUACUCGGGGACACCGCGGGAUGGACACUCCGGGGACACUCGGGGGACACUCGGGGGUCAUUCCGGGGUCGGACACUCCGGGCUCCCCCGGGGCUCCCCCGCCGAUGGCGGCCGCGCUCCCGCCCCGUCACGGAAAAGGCGCCGGCGCCGCGUGAUGACGCAGCCGAGAGGCCAAUAG